Hyposmocoma kahamanoa is the source of this 3346-nucleotide messenger RNA. RefSeq lists its product as uncharacterized. Bases 908 to 3277 code for a protein of 789 amino acids. The transcript has 12 exons. The record is from RefSeq and is a predicted model, not a curated record. NCBI's taxonomy places the organism in Eukaryota, Metazoa, Arthropoda, Insecta, Lepidoptera, Cosmopterigidae.
UUCAGUAUAUUUUCAGUACAUUUAACUAUAACGCGUGGUGAAGCGCGUCGUCGCGCGACGAUUCUCGCAUUAGCGCCCCCGGAUCACAGUGUGGUCGGCGUCAGACGUGUAUUAGUAGUUUGUGGUCUGACGCAUCACUGCGCGCAAGUAAAACCGUUCAACUUUAACCAAGCGCCGACGCGCGUCGUCGUGUGUCGACACGCGAUUCCAUAUUUGCACAACACAAAUUUGUACCUUAAUAACGGGAAAAUUGAGAUGAAUAUGCUAUAGGCGAAAAACGUGACGCGUCGCGACGCUUCGACUCUGUGCCAAUGUGAGUUGAACCUUAAAUAUAUCGCACUAAAUGCAGGACGACACUUUGUGCAGGACGGGGGUGGGAUUUGCCGUGGAGGACGCUUGUACAGGGUCAAGAGCACGUCAAGCUUUACACUUAAGACUUACAUCCUACUCUGUGCCGCUUAUGAUGAGAACCAUAUAAGAACGGUUCAAAGUGUAAAGUAUCAAGCUUGAUGUGCUCUUGACUGUACUUCUUUUGAACUUACUACCAAAUAGACAUCUAAAAACUGUCAGAUAGUAUAACAAAAACGUAAAAGUUUAUUUUUGGUAAAUUUAUUGUUUUAUAAGAAGUUACGAAACAAAAGUUGCUGUUUAUGAUAUUAGUAAUAUAGCCCUACGAAGUUGUUAGCAUUUUAAAAACAACCCUGUUUAACUACAAGUGUAAGUGUAACAAACGAUAUCAGUUUAAUAAUUAAAAAAUAGAACAUAGAACAGCAUAAUCUUACUUUGCGCAUUUUAUCUUAUCUGAUUACCGUACACAGUCCCUCCCAAACAGGCGUAGGUGUGUCAGUGGCAUAGUUUCUGUUUUGUUUUACGGCAAUAAUUAGAAUAAAACAAUAGUUGUUAAAUUAUGAGGAAGUUUUAUUUGCUGUGUGCGAUCUUCUGUAUUGCAGAAGGCUCCAUCCCAACUAGUAUUCCAAAUCACUUGUUAGAAUGUUACUGGCGCGGUGGUCCUCCAUUGGGAGCUCCACGACGGCUCGAUGUACUGCUUUCACUAAUGAAGAAGCUAGAAAACAGCAUACAAUUAGACAUGCGGAUGUUCAGCACGUCUUUACUUCAAAGUUUACGGCUGGACGGAAUUGAAAGGGCUGGUACACUUGAAGAAUCGGACUCCGUGUUACCGUACAGAGCAACUGCAUUCCAGUUUCACAAGUAUAAAAUCCUUAUGGAGAUAUUUCUUCCAAGUCAGAACCUUUUACAAGUAAAUGAGACUCUCACAGUGGGUGAAGGAUGUUUUCUGCAUAGAAUGUUGAGUUCAACUGUUCAACAAUGGGAGAGAGGAGACGAGAAUCUUGUGUGUCCUGUUACAGCUGAACAGAGGCAGAGUAUGGUUACUCAAAGCUCGAUCAGGGUUCACAGCAGGUGUCCAAUCGAAGAUGGAGUCGUGCAAACCGAGUGGGGAACAAUUUCCCCCGGAACUCUUAUAGCGGCUAUAGCAUCAUCAUUACAAGCGCAAAUAGUUUUAAUUACUGACAUACUAAAUGCGAAAGUAUUCCAGGAGGAUGUGGCUGAGCCCCUACUGACGUCUGCUAAACAGGAGUGGAUUGAUAAUAUAGAGACAUUAGACGAGCCACAAGUGGCAAGACAAACGGAAACUGCCAGCAUUAGUAAUAUAUGGGUUGCUACAUUAGCUGGUGAUCUUGCGGAAGUAGUACUCAAUCAAGGACCCAGGACAGGCGCUGUUCCGCAAAGGAUGACUGUUGGGAGCAAUAGUAGAUGGAAUGAUACGUUACUUCCGAGAAAUCACUAUUUAAUUACACAAAACGCUUCUAUAGUUGACUGGCACUUUACAGAUGCUGAAAUUUUAGCAGGCAUUGACGGUCUAAUAUUAUCACAAUAUGUGCCGUCCUGGGUCGAACAGAGAAAAACAUUAAAACUAUCGCAAAUAAUCGAUAUGUACUAUUCAGAUGAAGGCGUAUCUUUUCAACCAACUGUAAAAGCGUGUAACAGACAAAUGUUGUUUAAUACAAUCUUCAAUAGUUCGGAUCUAUUGCAAGAGACCAUGAGAUUUGCUUCAAUCUUGUCGUUGCAACAGAUUACAGUGUAUAUUCCUGUGGAAGAAAUGGAGAGGUUAGCUAAUGCUGCGGUAACUGCGUUUGGAAAUUACCUUCCUUCGGUACUAAGACAGAAUCAGCGAAUGUGUCAAGCCAGUCACAGUGUGCCUGUGAUGGAUCUUAUUGUGGCCACGGAUGCUGCAUGGAAGGGAUACGAUGUUGAACAGUUUAUUUCAUGGGCUGGUGGCGCUCUGGAGUUAGACUUACGACGAAGUACCCUGUCACUACUCCAUGGCAAUACAGGCCAAUAUAUAGUGCCACCAUCUGACAACCUAACGGCAGUGUUUUCUCAUCUUAGCAAUUAUACUGACGAAUGGCCGACCAGGUUAAGCGUAUCUAACGUCAUAUCAGCGACAAUUCAGCAUUCCUUAAAUAAGACGUUGCUCGAAAAGAACACUACGGCCAGUGCAGGGCCAAGUACUGUUGUCCUUAUAAUCAGUCCUAGUGACAGACCUUCAGUCGCCGAUAUAGAAGCUGCUAGAGAACUUAUGAACUCGCUAAGGAUGUCCUACUUUGACGUAUACUUCGCGUACACUGCUCAAGAUCUAACUGAAUUUCAAAAUAUAAACAACGAGUAUUUGGAUUAUUCGGAAUUGUUUUUGGCCGUACCAUCAUCCAACGUACAAGAUGUGAUUAGCACUGUAGAUACUCUCUUGGUGAAGAGUGAGAUACCAUCGAGAAUUUUCGGAGCCCAUUGUCCGUUUAACGGCACUGUUUUCAAUCAGACUGAAUACGAAGACUUUGUGUUACCUAGCCGCACGAGAACCUAUCGCAUUCAUCCAUUCUAUUUGAUGCAACAACCGUUAGUGAAUGUACAGUUUCGUAACGCUGGACAAGGUCGACUGCUAAUAUGUAUGUGGCGAGGAGCAAAAGAUGCUCACAGUCAAAGUUGUCAAAACCUUGGAGACCGAGACCGCUUUAACUUUAACUUGACCAAUCCGUGUACGACACCGCAGUUUUGUUUACCAGCGUACUUCAGCGUCUCCGUUUUCGACUCUACUAACAUAUGUGCACAUAAUGACUGCCGUUUGCCUAAUCAAGUUGGAUACUAUUUGGAACACACGGGUUUAAGAUGUUUACCGCUCCGAAGUUACGCUACAUGUAGCAAAAACAGUGUUUUUAUAAUCUCAAGUUUUAUUUUAUUUUUAUUCUAUAAAACAUGUUAAUAAUAUUAAAAAUAUGUCAAAACUCAAAGGAAGGUAUUUCUCUUUUACCCCUGGUGGGACUCGAACCCA